Messenger RNA from Spinacia oleracea (spinach), 1476 nucleotides. Its product is annotated as GDSL esterase/lipase At4g18970. The transcript is spliced from 5 exons. Gene Ontology annotation, molecular function: hydrolase activity, acting on ester bonds. The record is from RefSeq and is a predicted model, not a curated record. The coding region runs from base 181 to 1233 and encodes 350 amino acids. NCBI's taxonomy places the organism in Eukaryota, Viridiplantae, Streptophyta, Magnoliopsida, Caryophyllales, Amaranthaceae.
GGCGUACAACAAUAAUGCAAGUCAAUCAAGAAAUGUGAAUAUGGAAUAAUAUAUGAUCAUUGUAUUAUUUUAAAAAACUUAUAUCACAGUUUUGUGCUAUAAAUAUAUAUAGUUAACUACAUGCAAUAUAUCUUCUAAGUCAAUAUCUCUUAAACAUUGAAAGGUUAUUACAAUUAAAAGAUGUGGAGAGUUUCAGCAAUCUUCUUCUUUCUAGUUAUAGUUGGCUCUAAUUUGGUUAACGGUGAACCAAAAGUGCCAUGCUACUUCAUCUUUGGAGAUUCGUUAUCAGAUGCUGGUAACAAUAAUCCCCUCAAUACAAUGGCUAAAGCUAAUUAUUCACCUUAUGGGGUUGACUUUCCAGGCAAAGUUCCCACCGGAAGGUUUACUAAUGGGCGCACCAUUGCAGAUUUUAUCACUCAAUUCUUGGACUUUCAAGAAUUCAUUAAUCCAUAUACUCCUCAAAUGGGUCAAGAUGUAUAUCGAGGCGUAAAUUUCGCAUCCGGAGCUUCUGGAAUCCUUCCAAACACUGGAUCACAUUUGGGUGAUCGGAUUUGGAUGGACCAACAAUUACAAAAUUAUAAUAAAACGAUCUCAAAGCUUCAAUCGAUGGUUUCGAGUCCUGUUAGUAGCUACUUAAACAAGUGUUUGUACACGGUUAAUAUUGGCAGCAAUGACUACAUUAAUAAUUAUUUCAUGCCAGAACACUAUCCUUCUAGCGACCGCUUUACCACUGACAAAUAUGCAACAUUACUCACUACUCGAUAUAAAGCUCAACUACAGGCACUGUAUGAUUCUGGUGCAAGGAAGAUAGCAGUUUUUGGAUUGGGACAGAUCGGUUGCACUCCAGCUGAAAUGACUAUGAACAAUUCAACGCAAUGUGUUAAGAAAAUCAACCAAGCAGUACAACUUUUCAAUACAAAGCUUGUUUCUCUAGUGGAUGAUUUCAACGCAAACCUUCCUGGGACUCCGUUUACCUUCAUUAAUCUCUAUGCCAUGCAAGCCUUAAAUCCACUCCCCCCAGGCUUUAUUACAGAUCCUACUUGUUGCAAACUAAGAAGUGAUUUCAUGUGCGAGCCAUUGAGUCCACCUUGUAACCACAGGAAUUUCUAUGGAUUCAUGGACGGAUUUCAUCCAACUGAAGUACUGAAUGAAAUAGCAGCAACAAUUGCAUUCAACACUCCGCUUCCGUUAUUAUUUGUUCAUCCUAUGAGUAUCCGUCAAUUAAUAAAUUGAUAGUAAUAUAGAACUAGAAAAACGUAUUUUAGAAUAUCAUUGGGGGUAGUAACAUUUGUAUUCCCCAUUUUAAUUUACAAGAUUUUAUAUUUAUUUUUUAUGUUUUGACUAUAGGAUUUUAGUUUCAGAGGGUUAUGUUUGGAAAGAAGUCAUGUUAAGAUUGAUUUUUAUUAGUGUGUAAAGAAUGAUCGUUUCAACCGUUAAAUACUAUACUUUGAACGAUAAAAAAUGUAAAUACAGAAA